AUGUCCGAUUCUGAUCAACAGACAGCCUCCCCAGCCUCUGAUUCUACUCCAUCCACCCCUGGUCGAUCCGUAAUUAAGGGAACGAGAGUCAUUGACCACUCUUUGUCAACUCAAGGCCUUUGUAGGACUAAGACUGAGCAAUCAGACAUCUCUACCCUGAUUGUCACUCCCCUCACUAAAUCGCCACAGUUGCCCAUCAAAAUUCUCCCCAUCGAUAAUGGUCUUGCCAAUAUCCAAGAUCUAGAGGAAGGUGGUGAGGCCGAAGGGAAGUAUAUGCAGCUCGAUCGAAAGGAUGUUCAUCAGUUGAAAUAUCCCAACGAAGGCUCAUCAUUAUCACCACGAGAUUCAAGAUUCGAAAGCGAAGCGGAACACACUUUCAAUACCUCCCCAGCUCAUUCCCCUUCUACUCGUUAUAACUCACUUCCAAGUACUUCGUUUGCAAAGGGUGAAUUCAUCCAUCACGGUUGUAAGCAAAAGGUCACUGACGAGUCGGAAGAUGACGGGGAUUCAUCCAGUGAAUCCAGCGAUUGGAGGGACAUCAUGCCUCCAUCGGCUUGGACCGCUAAAUUGGAGAUGAAGGAGUACUGGCAACAGUACGAUGAAAGGGCACAACAGAUACGAGACGGAAGGAGAAGAAGAAGGAAGUUUACAACUUCUUCCAGAAACUUCGGUGAUGACAAAGUAAGCAGCUGGUUGUCUCACACCAGACCUGUCACCCAUUUGUCCACAAAAGCAGACUGUCACUUUGACGUGGACCCAUCCAUCCCCAAGGCCGUCAUCGAGAUCCUUUCACCCCAAAUCUGGGUAAUCAAACCUACUAUUGACGAGACGUCAAUCCUGGCUAUCAGACCUAGAUCUGACUCGCACCAGGGUGCGAAAGAGCACUUGAGGGAAACAAUAGGCGAUAGUAUAAUGUACGACUAG
Kwoniella shivajii is the source of this 924-nucleotide messenger RNA. RefSeq lists its product as uncharacterized. The transcript has 2 exons. Bases 1 to 924 code for a protein of 307 amino acids. The record is from RefSeq and is a predicted model, not a curated record. Lineage: Eukaryota; Fungi; Basidiomycota; Tremellomycetes; Tremellales; Cryptococcaceae.